Molecule: messenger RNA, 3222 nt
Organism: Acanthopagrus latus (yellowfin seabream)
Lineage: Eukaryota; Metazoa; Chordata; Actinopteri; Spariformes; Sparidae
Gene: sumo1
Product: small ubiquitin like modifier 1
Exons: 5
Coding region: 147-452 (101 amino acids)
Biological process (GO): protein sumoylation
Cellular component (GO): PML body; nucleus
Molecular function (GO): protein tag activity; ubiquitin-like protein ligase binding
Source: RefSeq, a predicted model, not a curated record
AUAAUCUUAUUUUGAAAGAACAGAUUCCCGACGUCAGCUCCGGUUAAUGUAGAUUUCUCACAACAUCAAGCUAGAGCUGCGAGUGGAAGCUAACGCUAACGUGACAUCUAUUGUCAGGAUAUAUUGCAGUGAACACAGAGGGAAACAUGUCAGAUACGGAGACAAAACCAUCCAGCCAAGACGGAGGGGACAAGAAGGACGGAGAGUACAUCAAGUUAAAAGUGAUCGGUCAGGACAGCAGUGAAAUCCACUUUAAGGUGAAAAUGACGACACAUCUGAAGAAGCUGAAGGAGUCGUACAGCCAGAGACAGGGCGUCCCAGCGAGCACGCUAAGGUUUCUGUUUGAGGGACAGAGAAUCGCAGACAACCAAACUCCAAAAGAGCUGGGGAUGGAGGACGAAGACGUCAUCGAGGUUUAUCAAGAACAGACCGGCGGACUUUGGAACGAUUAAAACCUCCCACGUUUCUAAAUCUUUUUUUUUUUUUUCUUUUUGUUCUUAUUUUGUAUUUUAUUUUGUAUGUAUGUUACGUAUUUUGUUCCGUUUCAAACCAUCUGGAUCAAAACCGACUCUAUCAGGGCUUCCAUGUGUGAGGGCAGGAGGGCGAACAGACCGAGGUAAGGACGAGGACGAAGGAGCGAGCGGGUCUCCGGGACGUUUUCAUGUCGUUGACCCGAGCCACAGCGUCCAACACGAGUGUUAGACCAUCAUUUACACAGACAGACAUCUGGCUUUUGUUUGGUUUUUUUGUCCCGUGAGUCAACAGAAGGAAAUAAUGGAAUCUACAUUAAAGGAACAGUUCACCCAAAACGGAUAAAAGUCAUCUAAUCACUCUUAUUACCAGUAAAGUUGUCAUGAGACGCAGUGAGAUCAGCUGUGUGUCGGCCUCCUGCAGCAUGUAGAACUAUAACACCAGAUAAAUGAGUUCAGACGCGGAGCUGAUGGAUGAAACAGGCGGAUAUCAGCAGUCAAGUUUAAACUGCAGGUGUUGAGACGGUGCAGGUGUGAAGUCUUCUGCUGUGCGACUGAAGACGAGCAGAACUUCAGGUUCAGGUUGUUUUGUCUUUUAAACCUCAAAAUGCCUGAAAAUCCUGAAGCAGAUAUUCGACUGUUGGAGCCGUUUGGGAACAGAUGUUACAGAUGUUUGAUGAGGCUGAAAGAAAUGUGUCAGAUCAGAACCUUUAGAGGUCCAGUGUGAAGGAUUGAGGGGGGCUGUCGUGACUUUUUGUUACCUUAGGUUUUGUAUGAAAGGCAGCAGGUAGCGCAGGUGUGUAAUGACACCUGGCUCAGUGGCACAUGGAGUUUGGCCGCCUGGCAUCUUAUCUUCUGUGUUGUCGUGAUAGAGCGAGCAGCUAACUUCCUGUUUUGGUAUGUGCGUAGCUGUGCGGCUCUACCAGAAUUUCCAAAUGUUAUUUGACAGAACAGAUGAAAUAACGAACACAAGCGACUCGUUUCACUGAGUUGUGACGCUCAAAUGAUUUUGUAUCCAAAGACUUUUUUCACAAUGUCCUUUUUGAAACAGUCCGACAUGUUUCCUUCAGAACAGACGAGCCGAGCGCUGAAACACCUGAGAGUCGGAGCUCACCUCUCCUCCUGGUACCUGCAGGAACACUGGUGCUCCACAUCAGGAUGGAUGGUUUUAAUUUCUCCCCUCUUCAAAUUAAAUAACGUCGCCCUCGCAGUAGCUGACUGUUAAUGCGCAGCGCUCCUGUAUACAGUGAAAAAACGACAGUUAAUUCACGCAGGAUACAAACUGCUGCUGUAACAAAUGCUGAGCCACAGCGAUCAGUCGUUAAUGUUUGAUUAGGGUAGAACUAAUUAUAUUUAUAGGACGUCUGGUGAGCAGAGAGAGGAAAUCCUCCACACUGGACCUUUUUUUAAAAUCUGUUUCUGAUGAGCUGUGAUUAAAGACCGGCAUCAUCUUCAGGACACCGUGAAACAUGUCUGCUCACAUUCCUGUUGGCUGUGUGGACGGAUGUGUUCUGGGUUCAGACAGGAGGGAGAGUGUGUGAGCUCACACAGCUGAUCACAGGGCAGUCGGGCUGCAGCUGUCUGGGUUUAAAGUCUUGUGGGUGUUUCCUAAAACUCGAGACGACGUCCUCAAACGUCUUGUUUUGUCCACAUCUCUAAGAUCAUCAUCAUCAAACCGUCAUAGAGGAAGAAAGAAGCCAGACAAAUACUCGCUUAACAAGCUGGAAUCAGAGAAUUUAAGACUUUCCGCUGUGAAAGUAGCAGCUCCACCCGUCAGCCUCCGUCACCGGCUCACACAACAACAAGGAGUUUGUCAACAUUCGCUUCUGUCGAUUUGAAUAAUUUGCAUCCGCAGCCUGUGUGUGCCAUGUGUGAAGAGCUGACAUUGUACAAAUUCUGAUAAUAACCCACCUGCUGUGGUCAUAUUUGAGGUUUUUAAACCCAUUUUAAAUGAUACUUGUGCUUUACUUGUAUAUGUUGUACUCAGUAUUAGAGUGUGUUUGAAUGAUAUGCCAUGAUGUGUAUCUCCGGUGUCGUCUUUUUUUAUUUAUAUUGGAGGGAAUCAUUCUGUGCUGAUGUAUCUGAAUAUUUACCCGUGAUCGAGACGUUCUCCUGGCUGGCGGUCACACGGUGUCUGGAGGAGGAGCCUGGCAGUGUGGCGUCAGCUUCUUCUUCUUAAAGCUUCUUUUUCUGUUUUGUUUUAGGAAUGAAACUCUUAAUCUUGUGUACUGUAUGAAGUUCCUCGAGAGGGUUAAGAUCGUCAGCAGGCCCCCGAACUGUGUCAUCUUUGAAAUAAGGAACAGAGAUAUUUGCAUGACGGAGAUGCUCAACUCAUGAAGGAUGAGAUAACCAACAAAAAGAAAAGUCUGUUGUGAUUCUGGUUAUUUCACUCUUCACUGUUGGUUCAGAUCAAACACUGUGAUCUGAAUUCAACAAGGAAACAAAUUCAUAGGAAGUAAUUCUUUUCUACCUGAAAGGAAACAUGAUUCGAUCAUGAAAACUGUCCUUCAAAAUGAAAUAUCUCCUCGAUUGGGUUUUCCUCACGCCGACCCGCUUGUUGUCAUCUUCCCCUCGUGCGUCGGCGAGCGGCUCAGGUGAACUGGGCCCAGGACGGGUUCUGAUGUGAGCCACGGCGCUGAUCUCAGUGAGCUGGAGAGACUGUUCAUCAUCAGAGGAACAUUGAUACAGAUGGUUUGAAAUUCUGGAGAUGAGCUUUUUGCUUUUUUUGAAUAAAAUAUUUAAGAAAAAAAAA